GCAGAUGUUUACGUUCUCCUACUUCCGUAGCUACCUAAAGCGGAGUAACGUUACCAGUCUGACGCUAAAGCGGACAUUUCACCAGAAAGUCUCGGUCAUGUUUAGUUUUCUUUACCUCAGUAUUAGAGCGGCUUAGCGGAUCAACAUGAUUCAGGCCGUGUGCCUCCCGCUGUAGGCGCUGCAUCGCGAGUUUUUCUCACCAUUCAUCGCAGGCAAAGCAAAGCUAAAGCUAGCGCCGUGUUAGCAGCGGGUCAGAGGCAGUUGGCUCAAUUUAAUAAAGGAUCUUUCGAUCCGCACUCUGCCCCCUUGUUAAUUUAGAUUAUCACGCAAGGCAGUCAUGGCCACUAGGCGUCUGACAGAUGCCUUCUUGUUAAUGCGGAACAAUGCAAUCCAAAACCGGCAGAUAUUGGCUGAGCAAGUGAGUACAUACGACCCCCGUCUGAGUACACGUAGCAAUGCUGCGGAGCUUGAUGAGUUGGCCGAUGAUCGGAUGGCCCUGGUUUCAGGGAUCAGUUUGGAUCCCGAAGCCGCGAUUGGGGUCACCAAGAAACUGCCCCCCAAAUGGGUAGAUGGAGUAGAUGAGAUCCAGUAUGAAAUCACAAGGAUCCGGCAGAAGAUGAAGGAACUGGCCUUACUUCAUGACAAGCACAUGAAUCGUCCUACACUGGAUGACAGUAGCGAAGAAGAGCACGCCAUAGAAAUCACAACUCAGGAGAUCACGCAGAUGUUCCAUCGAUGCCAGCGAGCCGUGACUGGUUUGCAGUCUCGCUGUGGUCACUGCACAGAGCAGGAGGAGCGACUCCUGAGAAAUGUGGUCUCCUCUCUGGCACAGAGCCUGCAGGAGCUGUCAACCAAUUUUAGGCACACACAGUCCAGCUAUCUAAAACGUAUGAAGAAUCGAGAGGAGAGAUCAAAGCACUUUUUUGACUCGGGGCCCUUAAUGGAAGAGGAUGAAGAUUUAGCUCUAUAUGACAAGGGGUUCACGGACGAUCAGUUGAUGCUGGUGGAGCAGAACACAGUCAUGGUUGAAGAACGAGAGCGGGAGAUACGACAGAUAGUGCAGUCUAUCUCAGAUCUGAAUGAGAUUUUCCGGGACUUGGCAGGAAUGGUGGUGGAGCAGGGCACCGUUCUUGAUAGAAUCGACUUCAAUGUGGAGCAGGCUUGUGUUAAAACAGAAGACGGAUUGAAACAGUUACAAAAGGCAGAACAGUAUCAGAAGAAAAACCGAAAGAUGCUGGUCAUUUUGAUCCUUUUCAUCAUAGUCAUUGUUCUAAUUAUUAUUCUUUUUGGAACAAAGUUCUAAUCAGUCAUUCCUCCGUUUUUGUUUUCUGCCUGGGUGUUUGUUGUGCAACUCUGUGGACUUGGACUUGAUUCUACCGUCUUUCAUACCAACCGGGAAAUGCUAAGAAGAAAUCUUUGUGUGGACACUGUGGGUUAGUGGAGAUGGGGUUUUUUUAAUGGGAGAGUUAGAUUUUUGUUUUGUUUUUUCCUGUUAUUUUUGAUGGAUUUGAAUGAAAAAAAAAACAAAAAAAAACAAUCAACAGUGUCUAUUUUUCCUAAGUGACUUUGACAGAGGUUUGUUCAACCGGACAUUUUCAUCUUAGCAUUAUAUUUACAUCCCAGCUCAGUAUUUUACUGUGAAAGACUUGAGAACCUUUUUUUUUUUUUUUUUUUUAAUGAGGGCAGUACCAUUUAAGAUCAGAACAGCCAUUCAGUACCAAAGGACCAUCUGUUUUUUAUCAGUUUAUUCCUCACUUUAGAAAAAUAAUACUAUGGUCCUUGUUACCACACGGUUGGCCUGAGGAGGGUUUAUGCAGCCAUACAUCUCCUCCACUUCAUUUUAACUUCAUACCUGUUGAACACUUGCUGCGCUCUCAUGAAGUGCUCAUUUUAAAAACACUCGUUUUUGUUCUCCAUGGUCUUUGCAUAAAGUGCUACCUUUUUUUUAAGAAACCCUUGCAGUUUGCACAUAUUGAGCCCUGAGGGGUAGGAAGGGGUCGGGGUGUCGUGGAUGUAAUACUACUGUCAUUUGUAUGAUGAGCAAAUUAUUUAUUUUCAAGUAACUUCAUAUAAUCCAGAGAUUUUUUUGUUUUUGUUUUCUGUCAGUUUUGCUGUAAAUUGAAUAGAGUGUAUGUGUAGUCUGAGCACAACAGUUAAUAAUCACUCCACUGAGGAAACGGAUGUAGUACAACACAAUGAAGAGACAUUUGAAGACCGCAUUGUGAUUUUUUUUUUCCCCCUUUCUUCCUUGUUCAGAUUUACACAUUACAUUUCAUUUGGCUGUCUGAUGAGCUGAAACGAUGAAGCGCUUUAUUCGACAUAUCUGUACUCAACUCUACACUUUACGUGUAAAAUCAUCUUCGUCAGUGAUGUGAAAUUGUAUGUGAAAAAGAAGAAGUCCAACUGGUACUUUACUUAAGUAUUGAUUUUGGAAACCAAAUGGGUGAGGAGACAGCAGCUUAAUUUUUUUUUUUAAAUAAACCUGGAACAUGA
Messenger RNA from Pelmatolapia mariae (spotted tilapia), 2493 nucleotides. RefSeq names its product syntaxin 16 (gene stx16). The coding region runs from base 338 to 1303 and encodes 321 amino acids. NCBI's taxonomy places the organism in Eukaryota, Metazoa, Chordata, Actinopteri, Cichliformes, Cichlidae. The record is from RefSeq and is a predicted model, not a curated record. Gene Ontology annotation, molecular function: SNARE binding; SNAP receptor activity. Gene Ontology annotation, cellular component: membrane; endomembrane system; SNARE complex. Gene Ontology annotation, biological process: vesicle fusion; intracellular protein transport; vesicle-mediated transport. The transcript is spliced from 9 exons.